GAAGAAGUUCCGGAACAAGAAGUGCAAGUUCAGCUACCAGACCUUUCUACGCCUACAUUUGCAACAAAUUACCCAGUGGAUAACAACCUUAGAACCCAAUGCCGACAUGUGUCCGACAACGAUAAACGUGUCGUGGAAACAGAGUCAUCGAAAAAUAAUCGGUGUGUCGUUCGGAGCUUCAAUUACGGCUCCUCAGUCAAAGAAAAGGAAAGUCAUGAUUCAAUCUCGACAGGAAAUCGACAACCACCUUUUCCCUCGGGAUCGGGAUGGGAACAUAUUUCCGAGUCUGGAGAUAUGGAAAGUUGGGAACUGUGCGGAAAUCAACCCGUGGUUUCAUCUAGCCAAAUUGAGACCCGAUCUUCCAAUCAGAACUCGUACGAUCUUGGUAGAGGACAGAACGGUGAAACACCCUUGCCGAAACUGCCAGAAGUGCCACGUCAGCUUCUUGACUUGUUGAAGGAUGAUCGUUUUGGAUUCCAUGAAAUUACGAGUGAAGAUUCGUUAAACAUAGUAUGGCAUGCACGCAAUCUUGAGCACUUCUCUAGAAAAUACGGUAUCACCAAUCCUCGCCCUGUGUUUUUGGACCACUCGGGCUUUGGUGUUUGGAUGGUAGACGAACAUGGCUCCAUGUUUCAAUGGAACGAAAUGGAAAAAGAUAUUUUGUACAUGGGACCCGAUCUGGUGACAG
Molecule: messenger RNA, 688 nt
Organism: Ambispora leptoticha
Lineage: Eukaryota; Fungi; Glomeromycota; Glomeromycetes; Archaeosporales; Ambisporaceae
Source: the annotation of a GenBank genome assembly